Caenorhabditis auriculariae is the source of this 2132-nucleotide messenger RNA. Lineage: Eukaryota; Metazoa; Nematoda; Chromadorea; Rhabditida; Rhabditidae. The record is from the annotation of a GenBank genome assembly.
AUGGGUGGGUCGACGUCGAAGCCGAAGACGCCGUCGAAUACGUCGCUGUCACCGUCGCCUCCGCAGAUGCCGUUACGCGCGGCCACGGACACCACACCCGACGUCAGCUGCACACUUCGGCGAGCGAAGAGCGAUAAGAACGUCAGGAAGCCCAGUCUUACCGUUUCAAAAAGUGUAGGUUUUAUUAAUUUUCUUUCUUACUAAGAAUUCUAACGAAUUUAUUAUUAUUGAGACGGGCAGAUAUUUGGUAAAAAUCUGGUAAAAUGAGCGAACCAAGAUUUGACGAAAACAAUUCCUCAUGUAAAAUAUUAUGAGAAUUUAUGUGAAGAGCUAAAAAAAACAGCUGAAUUUUUUUUUUCGGCUAUUCUGAAGUUUGAAGAUUUCAGUCUACAAGACUCCCCGUGCGAGAGGAUUCAGCAGAUAAUGUGAGACUUUUAAAUUUCCUCUUAUUUCAAGUUUAUUUUUCCAGCUUCAAGUAAGCAUUGAAAAGUCGGAUACAAAAGUAAUGAGCGAGUAUAUGGUGGUAGAAAAAACCUUCAACGAGGACCAAAAAGAAGGUAAGAACGACUCACCUAUCUUUUUGAAACGAUGUUAGGAGAGAUUUAGAACACACCCCCAUCUCGCGGUCACAGCCAAACAAUUCUAUAAUCACAAAGUCUACAUCAAACACGUCCCUCUUCUCCAAACUAGGCAGGCUAACCCAAAAUGAGUAAUCGUACUUAAAACCUCACAGAAAACGAAAUGAAAUACACACAUAUUAGUGACUGGUUGCACCUGUCAGAAGAUGACCGACAGGUACUUAUAUUUGAAAAAAAAAGUCGAAGAAAAACGAAGUAAAGGAAAGAUGCGAGCUGACAAUCCAAGAUGCAAUCAGGUGUCCACAUCCUUCGUACAACUGUCUGUCUCCUCUACCCAUCAGAACAACCGAAACAGUUGAAAAUCCAAGUUUUUUUUUUAUUGAAGUUGAUAAAAUUAGGCGACACCACUCAACUCCGAAUUCUUCGCUAACCAGCCAGGCAUAGAAAUGUCGGAUAAGCACGUCGUCUACGACAUUCCAUCUCAGCUUCUUCGCUUAAGGUUGCCGAGGACCAAAACUAUGAGCAGAACACAAAAAAAUCCGUCAAACAGCAUUUUCCUUUUUCCACUUAAGAAAGAUUCAACAGAUUCAUAGAAGAUGCAAAUUUUCUGGAAUGAACUAUCUUCAAAAUGGAGAAGUAGCUUAUACUACUCGCAAUUCAAAACUUCAGAAACAAUAAAAAACGAGCGAAUAGAUCGAAAGCCGACCCUUGGAGACGCUUCGGAGCGUAUAAUUUGCUGUGUGAGGUUGGUUGUUCGCCGCUGGCUCGAGUUUAAUUAAUCUCUCGACUCCGAAAAAAAUUCAAAUUGACAAAGUUUUUUCAAAUUUCUCGAAAAAGCUUGAUUUAUAGUUAAUCCUUACCGACUUGAAAGGCGAGAGAAGCGAAGAAGAUGGCGGGACGCGGUUUUUGGCACGAGUAAAAUUCAAGCGCCACCGAUUAAAUCAUUGAAGAAUUAGAAAUAAUUCAAAAGAUCGAUAAACGAGCCUUCCAAAUGAUCGCUGGCGGUUUAAUUAAACUCAAGAACCGCGUACGAGUUUCGCCUUUCAAGUCGGCAAAAAAUUACCAUUUUUUGAAGAUCAAAGACAAUACUCCCAGUGCUAUGAAAAAAAAUGAUGCCGCGAUGAAAGUGACUUUCGAAAAAUGGAAAUGGUUGUUUCUUUUUUCAUUUUUGGCUAUCAUUUUUAACUCUCGGACGGUCUUUUUUUGCUAUUUCGCUGAGCUCCCUUUGAACCUUUGAACGCAGCAAAGGCAAUUCAAGUGGUUUUCUAGAAUUACAAUAGCCCAGCUUGGGAAAGAAAGCUUUUGGAUUUUUAGAUCGGCGGAACGAUGAUAGACUCGGCGGCAGGGAAUAAAAACAAGACGAACAAAUCGUACGUGAACAUCAAACCAGGCACAGUUCCUCCCCCUGCUCCACGUAAAUAUCAAUUAGUUCCGAAACCACGUCGAGAAUAACAAAAUGCAGAAGUGAAGCCGCUGUUGACCGUGGAGGACUAUAUGACUUUCAAGUUGGAAGGCAACCAAGCGCGAAAGAGUGACUCAUUCAAUGACUGCUGA